Messenger RNA from Synchiropus splendidus (mandarinfish), 1939 nucleotides. RefSeq names its product chromosome 18 C1orf174 homolog (gene c18h1orf174). Bases 571 to 1074 code for a protein of 167 amino acids. The record is from RefSeq and is a predicted model, not a curated record. Lineage: Eukaryota; Metazoa; Chordata; Actinopteri; Syngnathiformes; Callionymidae. The transcript is spliced from 4 exons.
UAAAAAUACACAUGAGAAGUAUUCAAAGUCUUAAUUUUUUUUUCGUGAAAAGCCGCAGUCCACUCCAACCGGAAACGCGUCACUACCGGAAACACACAUUACGUAACUUACUGUAACAAAACGUGACACUCUUGCCAUAAUAAAUACAACGAUAUAGGAAAACUGCCAAACUGAAGUAGAAUACACUUCUCAAAAUUUAUAUUUUGGGUGAACGCAACACUUUUAUAAAUUCUAAUCUCGGUCAGUCACAUCAAAACAUAUUUCAGGAUUUCUGAAUAUUUUUAGCGAAACCAAUACGGGUAGCAUUUGCGUACUAAUAAAUAAAUAAUAAAAAUAAAAUAAAAUAAUAAUAAAUAAUAAAAUAAAUAAUAAAAUAAAAAUAUGGAGACGUGGAUUUCCCGGUUAAAAAAGGAGCGCUCGGCUGUGACGUCAGACGCUGUGACCCCUGCGCGAACUCGACGGCCAGGAAACAGACGGCGGUAACGAGAGGGCGAGACGAGAACAACGAAGAAGCUGCACAUGUUGUGGGAGUAAACCUCAAGUCUCCGCAUUUUGAAGGCAAAGGAAACAAUGUACAAGAUGGCUGGCUCUCGGAGCCACUUGAGGCGCAAGAAGAGGAAGCACAACCGCAGAAAGGCCGCUGCUUCUUCGAAAAGGAAACGUCCUGACACGGAGCUGCCCCAACAGAGCACUUCAGAGGUGGCUAACAGCAGCUGUGCGGCCGGUGAACAAGAACUGUCUGACAUCAGCUGUGAGUGCCGUCAUCUGGCAGACAGGAGGAGAUGCUCGGCCUCACCAGAGCAGGAGGGACCGGAGGGGAAAGAGAAUGAGCUGAGGGCGGAGCGAGACAGCUCCCGGCUGAACAGAGUCCUGGAUAAACAGGAGUCUGACGAAGAAACGGACAAACCCAUCUUUCCAGACGACGACAGCAACCAAAUUCUCCCUGUGGAGCAAUUUUUUGGAAACAUGGAGACUGUCCAGGACGUUCCACGAAGAAAUCCGGCCACUUCCGCAGACGCUCGCAAGGAAAACCGAAGGCGACAUUUCUACGCAUGCGAGGACGCAGACGACUAACAGGCCCGCCAGGAAGUGGAAAGGGUAGCGCACCUUGCACUGAACAACGCUCAGCGUUUUAUGAAACUGUCGCUGAGUGACUGUGCAGAAAGAUUGUGACACUGUUCGACUUGCAGCUCAUAACCGACGCAUCAUUGUGAAAAGUAGGUCGUCUCCAAAAGUAGUCCAGUUUGCUUUAAUUUUUAAAGCAGUUCAAAAGAAAACAUCCAAAGUCUUUCCAAUAUUAGUCUACUCAUUAUCUUCGACCGUCAUCUGAGGAAUGUAUUUGGUAAUUAUUUAUUGCUUUGCUGUAUUUAUGCUCACACAUUUGUACACUGUGGUCGCAAUAUAUUUAAAGAUAAUUCCAUCCUAUUUAACCUUCGAUUGCCAAACCUGAGAUUUGCCUUAAAGAUGGAUUGAUAAAGUUGAUAUUUUUCAGUUUUUGAAAACCUUUAUGACUUAAAAUGGAAAAAAAGUUAAUUAAACAGUAGUUUUUUUAUGUAAAUAAAUCCAAAGUUUAUGUUUAAAAAGUGGCCACAUUAAAAACCAAUGUGAAAACAAAUGGGAUGUUUUGAUCAGCCCAGUAUUUGUGAACCCCUCCUUAAAAAUCCAGCCUUGUAUUUGGCAGCUUAUGUAACGUGUAGCACUUAUGUACAAACACUACGUUUGUUCAUGAAGCUGGAAACAAGUCAAUGACAAACCUACACAUUGCCUGUCCAUCAAAUGGAAUGUUUUAUUCGUAGUUCAUGCCUUUUCAGUGCUGAACGCUCAUCAUGUUUUGUUCUUAACAUCUUGUGCCUCAUGACUAACAAUGCAUAUUCAUUAUCAAAAUGAAUUAAAAAAAUGUUUGACGAUUCUAAGUGUGUUUGAAGCGUUCACUUUCGCU